AUGCAUAGAUUUAUAGUACCCAAGUUGCAGCUUGUCCUACAAGACUUCCAAGUAAACCCUGUAAAUCAGAGACUUGAUCAAUUUAAUUGGGUGAUGAGUUGGGCUUCUGCUAUUCCAAUUCAUCUAAUGGUAGAUAUGAUGGGGAAGUUUUUCUUCACCAAGUGGCUACAGGUUUUGUAUCACUGGUUAUGUUCGAACCCUAAUUUUGAAGAGGUUUUGAAUUGGUAUAAAGGUUGGAAGGAACUCAUUCCUGAGGAGCUUCAUGCAAAUGAAAGUAUCCGGUAUCAGCUUAAUUGUGGUCUUGAUAUGAUGAAUCGGGCUGUUGAGGGUAUGGAAGUGAUCCAACCUGGUUUGAAGGAGAAUAUUAGCUACCUUAGGGUGCUUGAGCAAAGGCAAUUUGAGGCACAACAGAAAGCAGCAGCAGCACAAGCAAACUUGGGUGGCCCUGCUCACAUGGAUGGCAUUGGUAAUGAGAUGAGCUUGAAAGAUGUUAUCGAAGCCCAUGCGCAGCAGCAUGGUCUGCUAUUUAGGCCUAAACCUGGGCGGAUGCAUAAUGGUCACCAGAUAUAUGGCUUUGGCAAUGUAAGCAUAAUAGUUGACUCUCUAAAUCAAAAGGUAUAUGCCCAAACAGAGGAAAGCUGGUCUCUUGUAUCCCUUGAAAGGUUGCUUGACAUGCACAAUAGUUCUCUUACAAGAAGACGCUGA
This is a messenger RNA of Prunus armeniaca (apricot), 705 nucleotides long. NCBI's taxonomy places the organism in Eukaryota, Viridiplantae, Streptophyta, Magnoliopsida, Rosales, Rosaceae. The record is from the annotation of a GenBank genome assembly.